AGUCAAUCAAAAUUCGCAUUUUGCUGUUAGGUAAUUUAAAAUGACAGCUCACGCAAAACUCGAACUUAGUUGAAAAGCAUUCGUUGUGGCGAUCUAAACGAACUCCACUCCCACAUCCCGCAACCCACAUCCGACAUCCCAUUGAGUGAUCAGUAUGCUGCAUUUCAUCGUACCAGUUUUGCUACUCCUGAUAUUCCUUUUUAUCUAUCUGCAUUUAAAGAAGAGUUAUAGCUACUUUCGUCGCCAUAGGCUGCCUUAUUUGCCGGCCUCUGUCUGGACGCCAUUGGGUCAUCUCAGGCAGCUGCUCCUGCUGCACAUCUCCUUUGGCGAUCUCUUCAAGAAUAUUUAUGCAGAUGAGCGCAUUGAAGCGGAGAAGCUAGCUGGUUUCUUUGUCUUUCAAACACCCGCUUUGAUACUACGCGAUCCGGAAAUUAUACGCUUGGUGCUUGUCAAGGAUUUCAAUAGAUUUCUCAAUCGCUAUGAAGCCGCCGAUGCUGGACAUGAUGCGAUGGGUGCACUGACUCUGCCACUGGCCAAAUAUCAUCAGUGGCGUGAGAGUCGACUGUGCAUGUCGCAGCUCUUUACCAGUGGACGCAUAAAGCAGCGCAUGUAUCCUUUGAUCCUCGAGGUGCUACACGAUCUCGAACAGCAUCUGGAGCGGAAUAUGUGUGGUCAAGCGGAACGUGUGUUGCCCCUGAGUGAAAUGUGUCAACUCUACACGACGGAUGUGACUGGGAAACUGUUCUACAGCUGGAAUGGGGCAGGAUUGCGGCAGAAUCAAUCGCAGUUGCGGCAACAGGCCAAGCAGCUCUUUAAACCCGACUUGAUGAAGUUGCUCCAUUUUAUGAGCAUCUUCUUUUUGCCACAAUGGACAGGUUGGCUGCGCGCGAAGGUCUUCUCCACGCCAUAUGCCAGAUUCAUGAGACAAUUAGUAAGCCAGCAUACCAAAUCCGAGUCUGGUGAUGAUCUCAUUGAUCAUCUGCAGCAGUUGCAAGGCCGACGGCCGGCCAAACAUUAUGUUCAUCAUGAGGAUUUCAUUGCCUCGCAAGCGGGCAUCUUUCUGCUCGCUGGCUUUGAGACAUCCUCAGCUCUGCUGGCCUUCACCCUGUAUGAGUUGGCCAAGCAGCCCAGGUUGCAGCAGCGUUUAAGGCAGGAGUUGCACUCAGCCUUUGGUGACUCUUUCAACUUGAGUUAUGAGACAGCUGUCAAGUUGCCGUAUCUGAAAAUGGUUUGCCUGGAGGCACUGCGUCUAUAUCCCGCUGCUGCCUUUAUCAAUCGAGAAUGCACCCAACCAGAAGGUUUCUCGCUGCGGCCGCGUAUUGAUUUUGUGAUACCGUGCGGCAUGCCAGCCUAUAUAUCCAUAUUGGGCCUGCAGCGAGAUGAGAAGUACUGGCCGAACCCUUUGCACUUUAAUCCGGAACGUUUUGCACCGCAGCAUAUCACACAGAUUACGCCCAUGACUUUUAUACCCUUUGGUGCGGGUCCACAUGGUUGUAUAGGCAGUCGUCUCGGUUUGCUGCAGUUGAAGCUGGGCGUGGCUCACAUUUUGAAAACAUAUCGCGUUGAGUUCUGUGCUCAGACAGUGCCCGAAAUACGCUUUAAUCCCCAUACCUUUAUGCUAGAGUCUUUGGAUGAGCUGUAUUUGCAUUUCUGUCGCGAUCCCCUGUAGUAUUACCUAAUACUAUUAUAUACUAUCUAUAAAUUACUUAGUGGCUGUGAUAUACUUGUCAUUCAUCAGUAGACUCCAAGUAAGUGCGACAUACUUUGUUAUCCAAUUAGAAAUUGACACGAGAAAAUCGAAAAUCACUUGAAACCGGUUGAAGAUGCACGCAAGGCCAAAUGUAUAUACAUAUAUAUAUAUAAAUAUAUUAAGUAAAAAACCUCAGGUAGUCGCUUUAGUACAUUAUUGUUUCAAAGUAUAAAUUAUUUUUAUUCUGUUCGUUACAUAAAUAAUUCAA
Messenger RNA from Drosophila grimshawi, 1958 nucleotides. It is a transcript of the gene Cyp6t3, whose product is annotated as probable cytochrome P450 6t3. The transcript is spliced from 3 exons. Gene Ontology annotation, biological process: response to DDT; insecticide catabolic process. Lineage: Eukaryota; Metazoa; Arthropoda; Insecta; Diptera; Drosophilidae. Gene Ontology annotation, molecular function: iron ion binding; oxidoreductase activity, acting on paired donors, with incorporation or reduction of molecular oxygen; heme binding. The record is from RefSeq and is a predicted model, not a curated record. Bases 155 to 1669 code for a protein of 504 amino acids.